Molecule: messenger RNA, 4931 nt
Organism: Amoebophrya sp. A25
Lineage: Eukaryota; Dinophyceae; Syndiniales; Amoebophryaceae
Source: the annotation of a GenBank genome assembly
AUGACGACGUCGUGUCCUCUAGUGCAAUUGAGGCGGCGAGGAUGGGAGCGCCUGAGGCUACCACGACGAGUACUUAUAUCCUCCUCGACGUCCUCCACACUUCGCGGUGUGGCUACCUCCUCCAGCACGAACGUAAGAGGAUCAACACCUCCAGGUAGUCGUGACCAACGUCAACAACCGAGUACAACAGGAGCGCAAACGACUAAGCAUGAUAAGACAAAAGCAGUAGUGGAGCCUCAAGAGGAUGACGAAGAAGAUUAAGGUGAUAAAGUCAAAAUUUUUAGAAGGCCAUUUUCGGUUGCAAAACUAAAGUCAUCAUCGGCGUUCCUUCUAUCUUCUUCUUCCGAGAACCUCUUCAUCUUCUAAGAAAAGCAGUCAAUCGGUGUUUUGAUGUUUGACGAUGGUGCUGACUCGGCCCCUACCCUGACCAAAGAAGAGCAACUUGCUGAAAAACUCAGGGUUUAUCGAGAACGACGACCGGGACAGGCUAUCCGGGACUUUCUCGACACGUCUAAGCGAUUCACUUUCUCAAGCACAGAGGACUUCUUGGAAGUUUUGCGUGUCAGUCUCCGGGUCAUUCCCCCAGCUGCAACUCUGGAAGCGACCUUGCGGGAACUAGACCAGUCACAACUCGAGUUUGAAAGAGACAGGACAGGGACAGAAGAUGAUCACUGUAGUAUUACACCUAAAGAAGGACAAGGAGAAGCAGCAGAUUGUUCUACAACACGGACAAAAGCAAAACGGAGGACAAGGAGUGAACUCUUUCUCCAGCAGCUUCUUCUGCAAAUCAGAGAGGUGAGUCAAACUGGCACGUCGUUUUCGGCGCAGUUUAUGAUCGACCAGAAACUGCGUGACAACUCUUCUUUCGCCCAACAUCAUUUGGCUGCGUGGAGAGGGAAUGCUUAUGGCAAUAGGAAAAUGAACGAAACGCCGCUCGCAUUGAGAAGUGGCGUCGCUGCGGGAUUCUUGUCAGCCGAUGAAGUCUAUGCCUUCGCUCAUCGUGCUUGCAGCUUACUCACUGCUGACGACCAGGUGACCUAUUUGGGUGGCAGUUCGCUGGAUGGCCAGUCCGCUCUAGUGGCACUUCACUGGCUUGUCACAUUGGCUGACCGAGGAUACGAAGUAGCGAACCCAGGUGUGAAUCAUGCGCUUCUGUCUCGCAUAGAAGGCGAAUUCUUCUCAGGGCGGCCAAUUGUAGUGGGGGAUUCCUGCGCCAAGACUUACAUUCCGGAACGGCUCAUUGCUGCGAGUAGGAAGGACAAAACAGGGGUGAUUAUACAGGACAAGGAUAAGAAUUCAGCAACAGAUGCGGGAUCAUGGGAAGAUAAUUUUGCUGACGACCAACGACAACAGGAUGUGGAUGGAGAAGCUCAAACAGUAAGAAGCUUAGUCGACGAGUCAUUGUCGGUUUCUCAUUUGGUCAAGCUUUUGACCUUGAUACCAGGCAGGGAACGAAUCAAACCAGUCAGACCAGUACUAGGGGUAGAUCUAUCAAGUACAACGAGUACCGAGAACUACGAGAUGGCUGAACAGACUUCACGACCACCAACAUCCGCAACAUCCUCUCCGUCUCCUUUCCAUUCUACCUCAUCCUCUCUCGAAUCGCUGAAGAAAGAAGUCGCGAAUCAAUGGCGCAGCAUGGACCCAGUGGAUAUGGAACAGUGGGAGAAAGAGCGAUCACUGAAAUGCGAGAACAAGGUCCCUAGAAUGAAAUAUGUUCGCGCUUUGGACCACUUGCGAGACGUGCAUGUCGGGAAAAAACUGAAGGCGCAUAUUGCAACAGCGCUGUUCGAGAAACUGAACGACGGGAAGAACAUUUAUGGCUCGUGCAUUUGCCUUUUCAUGCUUUCUGUUUCAACACCUUCUCGUUCUCCCAACAUGAAAAUCAUUGUCAUCUGCUCGCUCACGUUCCCCUUUCUGCCGACAUUGAAUCUGGAUAAUUGCUUUCCUGUUCCUCUGCUCUGUCAGUCUCUACUCGUAGUCUGAGUCCACCCUUUGCCUUUCCCAGCGAAAUUAUAAUGCGUCUGAAGCAGUACUAGUCUAAUCCUCGUUAUCCAUCCGUGAUCUUGUGCGACUCGCUUCCGUUUACUCCGUCUCCAACCGUGUCCAACGAGGCGAUCUGCAGAUGGACAUGCAGGACCUGCUUUGUAAAAGGCUACUGGAGAGAAAAACGGAAGCUUUAGUACCUUACUUAUGGCCGGUUUCCUUAAUGUUGCAAAUCAAUAUCAAUCUUCAGGAGGCGGGGCAUACAUUCUGAGUAUCUCUGUCAGGAGAACGAGAAAUGUCAAAAGCAUGGACCGUGAAGAUGAUAACCACAUCUCUAACUUACGCCUUAGCCUUGUCCAGCGCAUUCGCUGAGAUACAGUGCGGUGCUGCCUUCAGGCUGUGGAGAACUAAGCUUCUGCCUGCUUGUACGAAGCUUCUGAAAGCGGAGAAUCCUUUGCUGAUGUUGAGACAGGAAGGCUUCGCUUCUUCCGCUCUGCUGAACCCCAAGCAAUUGGACUUGCUGAUUGCCACGACUGCUGACGUUGGCGCUAGGACUACAACUAACAAGAGAACUCCAAGUCGUCAAGAUCCGUUUUUUCGAGAGCUGCUUGAGACUUUCAAGUCUUCGGCUAGCGCAGUAAACGAGUCCAGUGAAAACAUCGCAGCAAAGGCCCAAAUGGAAAAGAAUCUGGCAGCAAGGGGACUCAUUCCGACUAAAGGAGCAGGCGGACGAGAAGGAGGAGUUGAUAAGAAUUUACGGGGCAAAGAACAUGAACAAUUGGCCUUUUUAUGAUUUACAGAAGGGCAUCUUUGACUUUCUUGAAUUCAACUUCUUCAAGGUGUUUCCUUUAAUACCUGCUUCUACUUGGUAAGUUAGAUGAUAGUGUCGUCGUCGUGCGUGACGUAUGGGCAUGAUCUCUUAAGGUCAAAAAACUAUUCUCCAUCGACGAGGAUCUAUUUUCAUCUCUCUAACCACUGGUGACAAGUCUAUCGCUGCCUUAGUUCAGGAAGCGACCAAGCUUUUGCAGUUGGCUGCGGGAACCCGUAUGGAGGAUCCUGGUGAUCGUACCAAGUUCAGAGUGCCGGAUUUCGUUAGGCUUCUACGACUUUUCAAUCAUUACGCUGGUAAUGCAGGUUCAAAUAGUACGUUUAAGAGUUCUUUUUCGUCGGAGUCCUAUCCUUCCACCUCUAGCCAGCUCGACGCCAUCAUCGCCAAAGAUGUGCAAAAAGACGUUGACAAGAAGCGCAAGCUAUACCAGAAGGCUAUUGAAAUGCUCAGUGCGCAUUUCGUGAAGCAGUUUGCACCUUCUGGGAGUGGAAAUGCGAGUGGGUUCUUGGGAGAUAGAAGUGCGAAAACGCUCCUGGAUUUGGAAGCCGUAGAUAAGGAAGCAACAGAAGUGCGUCGGUUACUGAAUCACAAGAAUCAAGGAGGCACCAUUUUGCAACUGUCAGAAUUGCUGGAUGUGUUUUUGGAAGCCAGGAGAUGUUGCUCGUCGUCGUCUUCAGAUGAGCAUAUGCAUGCAGUUACAGGUGAAGAUGUCAAGCAGGAUAUCUUCACCAAUAAAAAUGUUCCAUCUACCUCACGCUCACCUACAAAGAAAGACGCAGACGCACUGGAUCAUCCCAUUCGCCUAUUGCAGACAGCCUUGACGGCUCCCAAGCCUACGCUGCCGUGGUCGGUGGGUAUUCAUCAUGCGGAUCCCUUUAGUCGACAAGAUACUGCGGCUCCUGGGAGUUCCCUAAAUGUCUUUAGUGAUCUAGAUUCUUCAGUAGAGAACGUUGCCACUUCUACUGGAACAACAAAAAGCGCCAUCAUCGCCAUCGCUUCUACAAAACGCCUACUCGCCAGGCGAUAUGGGAAACUCUUCGUAACCCUAUGUAAAACGCCCUUCGUAGAGAUGGAUGUGGAGCUCCUGCAUCUGGCUACACGGUCAUUGUUGGCCUUGAUGGACGAACACCUUGUUAACACUGUUGGGGCACAACGACAAACUACAUCUGGAAUUACUCCUCUUUCUACUCACGGUUGCUUGCUAACCAUUCCAGAACUGACCCAUUUACUGGACGCUUUCGACGGCAACUGUGUUUCAAUACACUUGCAAGUGAAAACCGCGCUGUUGUUCACCCAUGCUAUGGCUACGGAUUCCUGUUCUGCCUUUGACCUCUGCAUCGGCGCUCAUGGCAUUGCUGAAGCUUUGCAAUUGAUGGAAAUCGAAGGAAUUAUACCUGGACAAGCUGGACAAGGUCAAGGACAACAAGCAGACGAAGUAACCACUCUUCGCAAUGGCCUGCACCACAUUUGGCGACGAUUAAAGGACCAUCUAGAAGCUUUAGCGCCAGGUCAUCGCCUGAUGCUCCUCAAUGCGAUUGUAAAAGCCGCAGAAUUAUCGGAAGACUUGGAGUUCUGUGCUGCGAUCGACAAAUACAUAGUUCAGGAAUCAAAUUCUCCUGAUGUGACAGCGGCGGCGGGGUGCCUGUAGAACUAGAAGUACUGGAGGGGCUUCUAGGAGUAGGGGAAACAUCAAGAUAAAGCAGAAAAUAGGUUUUAUGGGUUUUGUAAUGUUGAGUAUCAAAUCUAGCGAUUCUUAAGGAUAGGAUGUAGUUCUUCUUCUUCUUGUUGAAAGUAACAUGUUCCUGAAGAACAUGUUGUCAAAGUCACUCGAAACGGAUAAUAUGCUAAAACUAGCGACUACGUUGAUCAACAUCAAUUUAUGCGAACAUGCCUAGAAGAAGUAGAAUCAAGAAUAUGUCGUCAUGCUCUUUUUCUUGUAAAGCCAGCGAAAUCACACCAUAUCCUAAGCAACUUCUUUAAACUUGCGUAUGGAAGCCUGUCGAAGCAACCGCCAACGCCUUGAGACGGUCUGCUCUAGGUGGAGGCACACAAAGACAAACAGGAUGUCGAAAAAAUCUAAAUCCCUCUAAAAGGAUGGCGCGUGAGUUGAGGAGAG